UCAAUUUGGCGGGUUGACUGGCCGGGUUGAACAUUUGAUUGAAGUACAAAUACGUGAAAAUAACUCCCAAAUCUUGUCAAAAUGACUUCUGCGAUGGCACACAAAGAACGUAUCCUCAUCAAGGGAGGAACUAUUGUCAAUGAUGACCAGAUGUUUAAAGCUGAUGUUUAUAUUGAAAAUGGAAUUAUCAAGGAAAUCAAGAGCUCGGUUGUUACCCCUGGAGGUACACAGAUUAUUGAUGCAACCAAGAAAUUGGUCAUACCAGGUGGUAUUGACACACAUACCCACAUGCAGUUACCAUUCAUGGGAACAGUUGCCGUUGAUGAUUUCUACAUUGGAACAAAAGCUGCAUUAGCUGGUGGUACAACUAUGAUCAUUGACUUUGUGAUUCCAGYCAAAGGUGAAUCUCUGCUGGAGGCUUACGACAGAUGGAGAGRAUGGGCUGAUGAAAAAGUUUGCUGUGACUAUGGAUUYCAUGUUGCUGUUACCUGGUGGAGCGAAGAUGUUGGAGAUGAAAUGGCUACACUUGUUAGAGAAAAAGGUAUAAACUCGUUCAAGACGUUUAUGGCAUACAAGGACGUCAUGAUGAUUACUGAUGCUGAGAUGAUUCAGUGCUACAAGAAAUGUAAAGAGAUUGGUGCAAUUGCACAAGUCCAUGCUGAGAAUGGAGACUUGAUUGCCGAGGGUUCAAAGAAGAUGAUAGAGUUAGGUAUCUCUGGUCCUGAAGGACAUGAAAUGUGUCGUCCAGAAGAAGUUGAAGGUGAAGCUACACAAAGAGCCAUUACAAUUGCAAAUCAGGUUUUGUGUCCAUUGUAUGUUGUCCAUGUUAUGAGUAAAAGUGCUGCUAAUGCCAUCACAAGUGCAAGGCAAAGAGGCUGUGUUGUGUUUGGUGAACCAAUUGCUGCAGGUCUGGGUACAGAUGGCACUGCAUAUUGGCACAAAUGCUGGAGACAUGCUGCAGGUCAUGUUCUUGGACCACCACUAAGACCUGACACUUCAACUCCUGAUUUCUUAAUGAAUCUAUUAGCAAAUGAUGACCUGCAGUGUACAGGAACAGAUAACUGUACUUUUAAUAGCGAACAAAAAGCUUUGGGACGACAUGACUUUAGAAAGAUUCCUAAUGGUGUCAAUGUUUCAUUACUAUUUCUUUCUCUUCUUGGCAAAAAAGAUAAAUACAUUUUACUGUUCUUAUAGACAAUCGAAAAGGCAAGACAAUAACUAUUUACGCAAUUUGCAUCUAAAUACGCAUUUAAUUUAUUGGUUUGAGAAUUUCCGCUAAAUCAAGCGUGAAUGUUUUUAGUGAACAGUUUAAAAAGGAUUGUGGGUAGCCGUCAAGUCGAGGCCAUUUUAGAGGUUACGUGUCCAUGUAAAGACAAGAUGGCAAAUAAAAAUAAUAGACUCUU
Exaiptasia diaphana is the source of this 1403-nucleotide messenger RNA. RefSeq names its product dihydropyrimidinase. Gene Ontology annotation, molecular function: dihydropyrimidinase activity. Lineage: Eukaryota; Metazoa; Cnidaria; Anthozoa; Actiniaria; Aiptasiidae. The record is from RefSeq and is a predicted model, not a curated record. Gene Ontology annotation, cellular component: cytoplasm; cytosol. Gene Ontology annotation, biological process: pyrimidine nucleobase catabolic process.